Molecule: messenger RNA, 1121 nt
Organism: Galdieria sulphuraria
Lineage: Eukaryota; Rhodophyta; Bangiophyceae; Galdieriales; Galdieriaceae
Exons: 1
Coding region: 131-457 (108 amino acids)
Source: RefSeq, a predicted model, not a curated record
GUGAUUUGCUCAUUCUAUCCAACGGUUUUGAAGGCCCUUCAAGCAAAGUUUGAAAGGAUGCUUCUUUCAACACUCCCAUUGUACUAAGUAGCCUAAGAAUCUACACUUCUCCUCUAGUUAUUUGAAUAUAAUGUCUUUAUUGACCUUCGAAUUGGGAACUUUCAGAUAUCCUGCAAUAAACCGCUUCCUUCAACUUGCUUCUUUAUUCAACAUUCUUUUGUCAAGUUAUGCUCGGGAUGUUGUACUGUUUCUAGUUAGACUUGGCUUAUUCCGUGAAAAUUGCACUAUUAUCCAACAUCCCAAAAAAAUGAACAACAAGAAUGGGUUACGCGAUUUGGAUCUUGACUAUAUUAUUAGUGAACAAAGUAGCCAUCUUCCAGAAAGAAACAUGUGUCUUGAGUCUUUAAACUGCAAAUACUUAUCAGGAUGUGGUAUCGAUAUUUUCACAAAGAAAUAAACAUCACUUGUCGUUGAGAGCUUGAUUCAAACCUCCGUGUCAACCUUAUUCAAUAUCAUCGCUAUGAAACUUUGAUCCUAUACCUUUUGAAAUAUGGUGAAAAAAGUGUCCUAUCUUGGGUUAAAGGCAUGAUGGUAACGAUAUCCAUGAAAAAGUGAACAAAGAAAAGUCCCACAAUCCUGCAAACAACUUUAUCUUGGAGUUGAGCUGGUCUUCUGGAGACUUUGACUUUCUUUCACGCUAAACUGCGGUACUUCCAGUUUGAUAAGAGUCCUUUCCAGACACACAAAUAAAUGUGUGGAAAAUUGUAGGCUAUGUAAUUAACAAAAACACGGAUUCUUAACAACAGCUUAGAAUAACAAUUCUGCGGGUAGAAUUAUUCUGAAACAACACUCGUCCAAACUAAAACUCAGUGACGAUCGGGAACCUUCCACUUGGCUAUCGUCUCGAAAACACAAACAAAGAGCAGAAACUAAACAAGAAUAGUUUCUUCAGAAAACGCUUCAAAGUUAGAGUUGAAUUGGCACGAUCUAAAACACACUAUUUACUAUGUUAGAUUCAAGCAUACAGGAGGAAUAGAUGAACUGUUACGAAAGGUGCGAAUCCCAGCUUGGAAGGCACAAAAACCCGUGGAGAACUUAAAGAUACUCUGUUUCCUUGCAUU